GCUAUCGCCUGUACUCAGUCUUGCGGGGUUGUAAACUGGGAGCAGAUGCCGAGCCCUUGACUUGUCGGGCCAUUUGAGUACUAGUAUGCCCCAUUGCGUCACGCGCGGCCGUUGGCCACGCCCAAUGAAUGCUUGUCUGCCACGUUGACAUGUUUGUAGAAGACUCAUUACGGCUGCCCAGAGUUCGCCCUUUCAAUACUCCGGUAAACUCGAACCGAGCCGCCGCCGCCGAUUCUAGAGCCUGAACAGUAAUCCACAGGAGGGAGGGAGAUAGACAGCUACAGGAGAGAUCCCCACGUCCCACAACAAAGUGAUUUUGUGGCACAUCCUGUUUGGAAUCCGCAGCGCUGGUAGCUGUCGCACGGAACCCGGCGAGGGGACCUGGGUACUACUUGGACGGCAUCUGCGGUCGUCUUGCUGCCGAUUCUCUCUUCCACUUCAACGGACAAGCAGCCCUCCGUGAUCCUGCCCGCAACCAUGGCCUCUAAAAAUGGCAACAGACAGAGUACGGAAGAACUGAGGAGACGGCUGUGUAAACCGAUCGGUCCUUCCGCUAAAGGCGUCUGUAGCGGUACACGUGAGUUUGAGAAGCAGCAACAGCAGUCGCCAUUCCCGACACCCACUAUUGUAGACGCCAGAUCCAUAACGCCGGAGGAAUUCAACAACAUGGCGGCUGUCGCCACCGGCAAAGUGACAAAGGGCCGUGAUGGGUCUUCCACACAACAGCGUGAAUUCCUCCAAGCGGGGCAAGUAUUUCUCACCCAGAAUAAUAUGAAUACUGGUUUCGCUUUUGCUAGCUCUGCUCCAUUCCUCACGAGCAAUGUCCCAAGCUAUGAAAAGCAUCCACGGGCGUGCGUGCAAGAAUCCCUGGCUUCCCUGAAGAAGGGCUUGGUGGAUUAUCUCUCUAGAGUGAACAACGCUAAGCAGAAAGGUGUAACAGAGAGACCUAAAUUUCCUGAAGAAGCAGCAUCACAGCCUUGGGCACAGAAUGGAAGGGUGGGAGGGAAACCAUUUCACAGUUCAACCAAAGGUACAGCAGUGCCCGCAGCCCAUAUCAAACCCCUGCCACCAACGCCAAAAAAUGAGGCGGCAACCGAAUACCAGGUUGUGUCCAAGCCACAGCCGUACCCGGGCCCCCGCGCCAUUCACAAAGUGCCAAACUCUGAACCGCCGGAGAUAAAGCCGAUUGAUCUAUCACAAGCGAACUGCAGACAACCCUGCUCAUCAGACAACCAAGCAUCACUCAAAGAGGAGAUCGACCACCUGAAGGAAAAAAUUCUUGAAACUGAGAAAGAUCUUCAGAAGAUUGGGAGUACGAAAGACGACGGUUUUGUUUCUGGCUCGACUGAUAUCUUCCAACAACACGAACCAAUCGAUCUGACCGUUAGCAAAAAGUCCAACCCUAAAGCACCCUUGCCUUCUGCAACAGACCUCCACAGUAGCGGCAAAGAUUGUCCAGACAGCAUCAUUGAGGGAAAGAGAAGCCUACGGGCCUCGACCAAAACCGACACCUUGGCCACAAGAAACAGCUUCCUCCAAGCUAAGCGCAAAAGAGGCAAAAGAAAACCCAGUAUCGAACUCCAUCUUUCCGGAGAGUCUGGGAAACCUUCGCCACACAACGGCCUUCCUGUGAAAUAUGGUCGUCAGAUGAUGCUUCCAGAUUGCCGUUCUACACAGAAAGCGGGGACAACAAAAGUGCCUGUCCACGGAAAGACUGACAAAGGUAUCUCCAGCAGCAGGAAACGACAGUACGACAGGUCCAUCCAUCCUGGUGACAGACCCGUCUGUCCUACUGUGGGAAAACAUGGCCGUCUCGAUGAGAUGGUCCAGGCUCUGUCCAAGAGACUCGGUGAUGCCUACAACCCCUGGUACGGAAUAGACUAUCGGUAGUACGGAUCGUACUCAUGUAUUUGAAUACUAGUACAUUUUUAUUUACUGCUUUCAAAGGAGACAAUUUGUAGUAAUAGUUUGACUGCUGAUAAGGUAAGAUAUCUAUAUUUCACGCUAUAUCAUGUUUAUGGAAAAGUUUUUAUAUCGCAUCUUUCACGAUGUCAUUGACGUUACGUUUGUGAUGAUAGCUUUUCGCUAAGAAUUACAUUUCAAUUUGCACUUUGUUUUUUCGUACGUUGCCUCAUAUAUACUAGUAGUCGGACGUGAACUUUAUCUAAUGUUUGACAUCUUCCACAUGAGAAUAGAUAGCUUUUCCUCUUUCUAUCUCAGUUGAAUGAUUCUCUUAAUCGGUAUAUAUAUACGGAGAGCUAAAGGGUAUAAACAGAAAAUAUGGCGUCCGAGUCAACUUGAAUACACGACAGUGCAUGAUGAUGGAAAAGAAUCGUGAUAUUUGGUAUUACAUUCAAAAUCUUCAUAUAUCGAACACGUUCAAAGAA
Molecule: messenger RNA, 2387 nt
Organism: Branchiostoma belcheri (Belcher's lancelet)
Lineage: Eukaryota; Metazoa; Chordata; Leptocardii; Amphioxiformes; Branchiostomatidae
Exons: 2
Coding region: 478-1890 (470 amino acids)
Source: RefSeq, a predicted model, not a curated record